Molecule: messenger RNA, 282 nt
Organism: Exophiala viscosa
Lineage: Eukaryota; Fungi; Ascomycota; Eurotiomycetes; Chaetothyriales; Herpotrichiellaceae
Product: NADH dehydrogenase 1 alpha subcomplex 2
Exons: 4
Coding region: 1-282 (93 amino acids)
Source: RefSeq, a predicted model, not a curated record
AUGGCCAGCAAAUACGCAUUCACUCAAGGCCUUCGUGAGCUGCGGUUCCAUCUCUGCAGUUCAGGUCAGGGAAGCGAAGCAGCAAGAUCAUUCCUUAAGCGCGCAUAUCCCACAAUGAAGCAUCACAACCCCAGUACCCCGAUUUUAAUACGAGAAGCUACGGGUGUAGAGCCAAAAGUGUGGGCGAGAUAUGGACUCGGAAAAGAGAAAGUAGAGUCAUUAUCGGGACUUUCGGCCAAGGAGAUCGAAGACAAAGUCACCACGCUCGUGAAGAGCGAAUAG